Neocloeon triangulifer is the source of this 980-nucleotide messenger RNA. Its product is annotated as fibrillin-1-like. NCBI's taxonomy places the organism in Eukaryota, Metazoa, Arthropoda, Insecta, Ephemeroptera, Baetidae. The coding region runs from base 59 to 895 and encodes 278 amino acids. The record is from RefSeq and is a predicted model, not a curated record. The transcript is spliced from 6 exons.
AAUCUCAAUCAAUAGAUAAGAUUCAAAGAAGACUUUGCGGCAGCCGCAUCGACUCAAUAUGCAAAGCUUUCUCGUCCUCCUGUGCCUCGCCUCUGUUGCUCUCGCUGCUCUGAACGAUGAAUGCGACCCGAAUGUUGCCGAAACGUGCGACUUCAAACACAGCGUUUGUGCGCCAGUGGAAAAUUCUUGCAAAUGCGUUUGUCUGCCAAAGUACACGCCGGACGAGACUCUGACGUCCUGCGUAGGAGCUCUCGGACGAAAGUGCGUCGGCAAAUCGUGUCAGUCGAUUCCGUACGCGGUGUGCGACGGCCUGGACGGCGACUACACGUGCAAAUGCCACUUCAACUACGUCGACUCGGAGGACAAGACGGUGUGCCAAGUGCCCAGCAUGAUGGACCGAUGUCUUGAGCACCCUCAGUGCCGCCGAUUCCACGCGAAGGCCACGUGCGUCGCCGAACGAUGCGUUUGCCCCGAAAACACCGUCCAGAACAAACAAACCGACCAAUGCCUUCCCAUGAUCGCUCUCGGUGAGGCGUGCGUGGAAAAUGACCAGUGUCCGGAGAACGCCGAGUGCCUCAAGAAAACCUGUCAGUGCGCGAGCAAACACUACAUUGAAAUUUCAGUCUUGGGUGAACAAAAGUCUUGUCUUCCAGUUGCCAAUGUGGUGGGCGACGCGUGCCAGUUUGACGACCAGUGCACUGCAAACCUUGGCUCGCCCCAAUCUGUGUCCUGCGGCCCCAAUUCCAAAAAGUGCAAAUGUUCCGACAAUUUCGUAGAGUCAAAGGACAAGACGUCUUGCCUGAAAAAGGCUUCUGAAGGCGAAUCUUGCACCCAAAACCAGCAAUGUCCAGAAGUUUGCAACUUCCCUGUUUGCAGUCCAGCGAAUCAAGAUUGAUGCAAGAUGGUUUUAAUUUUAAUGCAGCCUAAUGAUGGAAGUGAACAAAAUAAACUUUUGAAAGCAUAAAUAUAAUCUUAUUGGC